Molecule: messenger RNA, 2261 nt
Organism: Micromonas commoda
Lineage: Eukaryota; Viridiplantae; Chlorophyta; Mamiellophyceae; Mamiellales; Mamiellaceae
Product: lecithin:cholesterol acyltransferase
Exons: 1
Coding region: 1-2232 (743 amino acids)
Biological process (GO): lipid metabolic process
Cellular component (GO): cytoplasm
Source: RefSeq, a predicted model, not a curated record
AUGCCCCCGAAGAAGGCGACGAAGAAGGCGGCGUCGGACCGGACGACCGCGACGAAAGUCGUGAACAAGAGGAGGGCUGUCGCCGGUCGCGAGCCACUCAGGGUGUGGUACAUGCCCUUCGGGAACCCCUUCCGCGUCGUCGCGGCGAGUGCGGUGAAGAAGUUAGCCCUCUUCGUCGCGGUCGUCUGCGUGGGAUUCUACCUGCGCGAGUUGGUGCCCAUCCCAGAGGGCGUUCAGGACAGGGUUGAGCACGCCGUUCCCCCGUGGCUCAACUCCAGCAUGCACCUGUUGAACGGCCUGCCCGCGCUGAACGCCUCCGCGCUGAACAACGGCAUGCCCCUGGGUUGGCGCGGACCCAGCCCCGGGCAGGCUGCGCUGGAGCGGGGUCGAAGGCCCAAGCAUCCCGUCGUCAUCGUCCCGGGCUUCAUAUCGUCGGGUUUGGAGCUCUGGGACGGGCUGCAGUGCGGCAAGCACUUCUUCAGGCAGCGCAUGUGGGGCACGCCCGCGAUGGCCACGGCGUACUUUGCCAACCGACAGUGUUGGAUGCAGCACAUGCGCCUGGAUCCCGUCACCGGGCUGGACCCGGCGGGGAUCAAGCUCAGAGCCGUGUCCGGCCUGGAGGCUGUCGACUGGUUCGUUCCCGGGUACUUCGUGUGGGGCAAGGUGAUCGAGUCGCUCGGCGAGGUUGGGUACGACACCAACAUGCUGCAGGCGGCGCCGUACGACUGGAGGCUGUCGCCCGUCGGGUUGGAGCAGCGGGACGGGUACUUCACGCGGCUCAAGACGACGAUAGAGACGAUGGUCCACCUGCACAAGACCCCGGUGGCGCUGCUGGCGCACUCCUACGGGGAUCAGCUCGUGAGGUACUUUCUGAACUGGGUCGAGGCGCCGGUGAGCGAGGGGGGGGGCGGCGGAGGUAAGGGAUGGACGGAUAGGCACGUCGCCGCGUACGUGGACAUUGCGGGUCCGAUGCUGGGGAUACCCAAGACGGUCCCCUCGCUGCUCAGCGGGGAGAUGAGGGACACCGCCAUCUUGGGGCAGCUCGAGGGCUUACUCGGCCUCGGCGUCAAUCCUCUGGACAGGUUCGUUUCCGGGACGUUGGGCACGGUCGCCGCCACGUUCCGCACGUGGGGUUCGCUGUGGGCCAUGCUACCCCGGGGAGGCGUUGACGUGUGGGGAGCGGACGACCACCUCGGCGCCCCCGACGCGUCCAACGACGAGUCCACGGGGGUGACGAUGGAUGGCCCGUCGUCGGAGAGUGGGGAGAUCAUCGACGAUCCGCGCGAGCCGGAAAUUGGCGGCGCGCUGCGACACUUUCUGUCCAUCCGCGUCGAGGAGGACGGAGGCGGGAACGGGAAGGGAAACGGGGGGUCCGAGAAGGGAAACGGGGGGUCCGAGGGAAAGUCCGGCGACGACGGCGCAUCGUCGCCGACCGCCAACGGGACCCCGUCGAUCGUCGUGGAAGACGCGGCGCGGAACCUGACCAUCACGGAGUCGCUCGAGCUGCUCUUUGAACGCAUCAGCGCGGAUCACCCGCGGCACGACUCCGACUUUCGGCGGGUCACGCUCGGCGGGCGGAGACUCGCGGGUGGUGGAUCCGGGGGUUGGAUCGAUCGCAUCCUGCGCGCGGUCGGCGUCGGUCAACCCAGCGCAUCGACCGGCGGUUUCAUCGGCCCGCUGCCCAGACCGGCGGGUCCGUCGGAGAAGUUUGGGGAUCCGCUCACCGCGCCGCUGCCCCGAGCGCCAAACUUGAAGAUUUACUGCCUCUACGGCGUGGGCAAACCGACCGAGCGCGCGUACCACUACGUGCACAGACCGGGUCAGACCGACAGGCCGUUCGCGCUGGACGUGUCCGUGCACGGCCGCGGGGUGGAGCGCGGCGUGACGUCGGUGGACGGCGACGGGUCCAUCCCGCUCGUGAGCCUCGGGUACAUGUGCGCGUCGGGUUGGAGGGACGGUUCGAGGUUGAACCCCGCCGGCGCCGAGGUUAAGAUCGUGGAGUAUAACCACAGGGCCAUGAGCCUGUGGGGCGGCGGUAUCCAGGAGGGGAGGUUCAGCGGCGACCACGUCAACAUCAUGGGGAACCACGAGAUGAUCGAGACGGUGCUCGAGGUUGUCACGGGGCACGGCUCCGGCGUGCAGGAGAGGAUUUACUCGGGCGUGAGGCAGAUUGCGGACAACGUGAGGAGGCUGAGGGUCGCGCGGAGAGGGACGCGAGGGGAUGAACUUUAGGAUUUGAACGCACGCGUCGUUACGUCAUU